Molecule: messenger RNA, 2180 nt
Organism: Oncorhynchus kisutch (coho salmon)
Lineage: Eukaryota; Metazoa; Chordata; Actinopteri; Salmoniformes; Salmonidae
Product: transcription factor EC-like
Exons: 8
Coding region: 245-1435 (396 amino acids)
Biological process (GO): regulation of transcription by RNA polymerase II
Cellular component (GO): nucleus
Molecular function (GO): DNA-binding transcription factor activity, RNA polymerase II-specific; RNA polymerase II cis-regulatory region sequence-specific DNA binding; protein dimerization activity
Source: RefSeq, a predicted model, not a curated record
ACGCACGCACGCCCACACACACUUAAAGGAAGUGGACCUGCUCUCCAAAAAGCUGAUGUGUCAUACCUUCCUUUCCUGGAACGCCAUACGUUAGUUUCAGCAAAGCUCAGGAAGCGCACAUGGCAGCGCCACUCUUCUUCUCCUUUUUCUGUUUCUGGGAUCCUGACAGACAGGCAGUACGGUAGUGCUUCUUCUUCUGUUGCCUGAGUCGUCUCUGUAGGCGGAGGCCGUCACUCUCGGAGCCAUGAGUCGAUCCUGUGUGGUCAAAGUGAUCACUCUGACUGAGAUCCAGAUACUGCCGGUCCAGAGCCACCUGGAGGGCUCUAAGUUCCACCUGCACCAGGCCCAGAGUCAGCAGGUCAAGCAGUAUCUGACCCUGGGUUCCAAGCUGGCCGGGGGACAAGGGGGCCACCCUCACCCCACUGCGCAGGGAGGGCAGCUCCUGGGCACCGUUCCAGUGAUGAGGAAUGCUCACAUGGCCCCCCUCAGCGAUGGCAGCACCCCCAGCAGCCCCGUUACACUGCUGACCCUGGCAUCCAACCACGACAGUGAGUUUCCAAUGGAUGAAGUUAUUGAUGACUUGAUUAGCCUGGAGUCCGGCUUCAAUGACGGGGGCUUGGAUUGUAUGGAUCCCAGCAUCAUAAUGCAAAACAAUGUGCUGAGCAGCAGCAUGCUGGACAUCUAUGGGUGUGAACCAGAACAUGAAACGAGAGUGAUGGCCAAAGAACGACAGAAGAAAGACAAUCACAACUUGAUUGAAAGAAGACGAAGAUAUAAUAUCAACUACAGAAUCAAAGAACUUGGAACAAUGAUACCAAAGUCGAAUGACCCUGAUAUGCGCUGGAACAAAGGCACCAUUCUCAAGGCGUCGGUGGAGUACAUCAAGUGGCUGCAGAAGGAGCAGCAGCACGCCAGAGAGCUGGAGAACAGGCAGAAGAAGAUGGAGCAGGCCAACAGGAGGCUACUGCUCAGGAUCCAGGAGUUGGAGAUCCAGGCCCGUGCUCACGGCCUCCCCAGCAUGGCCACUGCCCUGGGUACUGUAGAGCUCUCCUCCCAUCUCCUCAAACAACAGCAGCAGCAGCCCUUGGCUCCCCAGUCACAGCAGGGUCCUCAGCCACCCCUGUACCAGGAAGAGCUGAACGGGGAGUACCUCCAGAGGACCUCCAUGCCAGCCAUGACCACUGGGGGCGUCACUGGGGUUACAGACCAGGGUCAGGAGGUGGUUGACGGCUCCACCACUUUCUCCGACCCGCUUUCUCACUUCACAGACUUCUUCAGCGCCACGCUCAAAGAGGAGCAACGGCUGGACGAGAUCCUCAUGGACAACCCGCUCUCGCCGUUCGGCACCGACCCGCUUCUCUCCUCCGGCUCACCCGACGCCUCCAAGGACUCCAGUCACAGGAGCAGCUUCAGCUCGGACGAUGACGACCUAUGAUCCCUGACCCCUACGCGACCCCCACGGUGACCCUGUGUCAAAGGUCAAAGGACAUAGAGCAGUUGGUCACCCUCACAAAUUGGUGCGGGGAUUUGUUCCAGCCCAGCACCAACAACACAUCCGAUUCUACUGACCAGCUCGAAUCAUGAUUAGUGGGCUCAGGUGUGUAAGUGCUGGGUAGGAGCAGAUGCCUGCACACCCUGUGGCUCUCCAGGACCAGGGUUAGUUACCACUGGCACUCCCACUUUUGACAAACUUUGGUGGAGAGUGUGUACCUCGCGGGCAGAACCAGACUCAUGAGAAAAAGGGAGAAAGACAAUCGGUCCAUACUGAUCAUAUGAUACGGUUCCAAAAUGCAUUGGACACUGGGGUUGUUGUACACCACUGUAAACUAUACGGUGGCUUUGCAAUAUGCCAAAAGAGGACAGUGUCCUUUUUCAGAUGUCUACUAUUACAGUUAUUGUAUAAAAUGACUUUAAACCACUGAGGUUCACUGAUGGGCCCUAUCUAGAGCUAGUUACUGGUGGUUCCUCUUUCAGACAGAAAUGAAAAUGGAACAGUGAUACUUGGCGAAAAAGCCUAACACUUCCUUUGUUUGUCUUUAAAUGUAUUUUUACAAAAUGUUUUAUGUAUGUAUGUGUUUUAAUCCAUGUAUUCCUAAAAAAAAAACAUUACAUUAUCUAACAUGCUCUCUUUUGUAUUCUUAGUGGGGGUGGGGAAAAUAAUAAUAAACCCCUUUUUUUUU